ACCGUCGAGUCGAUAUAUACCGCGGACUGUCUGUGUGCUGUCUUCGCAGAGGACUGCCCUGAGUCUGUGUCUUUGCCAGCGUGUUCCCCCGUCCGGAAACGGUUUUCCGCGACUUCUGACGGAAGUGAAACGAAUCCCGUUCUCGGUGAAGACAGUGAUAAGAAAAGUUGAGAAAAGUGAAAAUUGAUAACAGGCAUUGUGAGUUGAAAUCUCAGAUUUGUGCUUCAUCUGAAAAAACUAUCCGCAAACUGAACGAAAAAGAAAAACUGAAAUAACGGAAAGGAAAAUAGAAGAAGAAAACAAACAAUAACUAACUGGAAGUAAAAAAAAAGAGAGAGAGAGAUUCCUCUUCUUCAGUCAGGAGAAGGGGGAAAACAAACAAUAACUAACUGGAAGUAGAAAAUAAACACCACAGCAUCCUCUUCUUCAGUCCGGAGAAGGGACCAAGCUAAAGUAAAAAAAUCAUUCCCGAAAAGGACGGAUUUAGGACCCCCUUCAUGACCGAAUUGGUGGCAGUAGCUCGCUGGGACCACAUCCUGAAGGCAUAUCGUAACUGCUGCCGCGCCCUAGAGAAACCAAAAUAGAUAAGGAACUGAAUAGGAAGUUGGAAGUUUGUCUGAUCACAUAUUUGAAAGCGGCUGGAGAAGAAGGUUGAGCCGUUUCCUUAGAGGUUAUACAAGGAAGGAGGGAGUUGGUUAACAGAUUGUUGAAGUAGCUGAGGUUUCAUUGGGUGGCGUGAUUGCUGGCUCAAGAUUGCUUCUACGGAGUCGUCAAGGUGAGGAAGUCCCUCCAGUUCCUCUUGUCCCUGUGACGUCCUCCUCUGCCAAUUUCUCAGACAUUUCAGCCCCAGCAGGAGAAGAGGAUUCAACUCCCGAGGACGUCCAUAGCACCUUGCAACUGGGCAUAACGACGACUUUGAGGACUGGUGAUGAUGAGGAAUACCCACUGGAGACGACCGUCGUCGUCGAACUAGAGACACGGCAGUCUUCCGGGACUAAGACGCCCUUACAGACUUCCACGCCCUUGAAGACGACGAUAACGACGCCCUCUACCACAGAGACCUCGACCUUUCAGAGUGAAGACAGUGGCUCUGUUGAGGAGGACGAGACAGUGACACCCACUAUGACUACUGACCAGCCUUUGGAACCGACGACUACGACCCCAUCCAAUGCCCAUACGAUGGGCGCCGCCAGUACCGGCAUAACCAAAGGGUUCACUACCACCACCACCACCAGGGGCGUGCCGAAAUUACCUGCCAAUCUCCAGAGUCUGUCUCUGGUUCUUUUCAACGCGUCGUCUGCGAACGUUCGCGCCCACCAGCAUCCCCCCUCACCCCCCAACCACAACCGCGAGAGCAAUAACAUCCUCGGCCACGAUGUCCGCCACCUUAAUCCUCCUGCUUUUUCCUCCCCAGUGACUCAGCAGUCUGCCUCAUCCUCCUCCUCCUCAUCCUCCUCACCCUCCUUACUGCAAGACUCCGCCUCCUCCUCGUCAUCCUACGCUUCCCUGGCGGAUGAUGGUGAUGAUCCCUCCUCCUCCUCUUCCAUCUCCUCGUCCUUGGAGCCGAUGGAUGACAUCCGGAUGCGGGUGACCAGCACCCCUGAUAGCAUCUUGAACUUGACGGGUGAAUUGGGAGGAUCCGUUUUUCUGCCUUGCACCACCCAUCACUCCAUGGAGAGACAGGUAUCGUGGGUGAGGCGUCGAGAUUGGCACAUUUUAACUUCUGGAACUCUUGCCUACACGAAAGAGGAGAGGUUCAGCGUCCACCAUCCAGAGGGCAGCACUGACUGGACUCUCGUUAUAAAGUAUAUAGAGCUCUCUGAUGCUGGGACUUACGAAUGCCAGGUCUCUACGGGGAACGGAAUAUUAUCGAGGCUUGUCGAGUUGGCCGUCGUCGAGCCCAGGGCAGUGAUACCAGGCAACGGGGAGUACCAUAUAGAUGUGGGGUCUACCAUCACUUUAGACUGUUUUAUACACCAGAGUUUGGUGGCUCCACAAUAUAUCUUUUGGUACCACAAUUCUCGAAUGAUUAAUUACGACAGAGAGCGCGGGGGGGUCAAUGUCCAAAUUGACACUGGACCGCAGGUGCGUUCCAGGCUCACCGUAAAUCGAGCUACACCUGCUGACUCGGGUAACUACACCUGCGCAGCAGCUAACAGCAAACCGGCGUACACCACGGUGUACAUUACGAAUGGUAACAAGAUAGCAGCAAUACAGCCAAGAGCAAUGGCCGAAGGUGUUAAGCUGGAAUGCAGCAAGAUGUUAUUCACGCUGGUGGUUUCAGUCUCGCUUUUAAACAGCGUCCGUUAACCGACUUUCGUCACAUUGCUUUCAUAAACUAUGGUAUGAAAACAAGAUAAAAAAUAAGCUUACUAAAGAAAGUUUGUUUAAUCAGGCUGCGAUGUAAGAAAAAUAUUGAGAGUCGAAGACUGAUCAUCUUCGUGUUUAUAUUCUGAGUUAAUGGGUGACUUCAAAUUUUAUUUAUCACUUACUUCAUUCACAAAAAAAAUAAAAUUUUCAGUUAUAGUGUGUGAGCUAAAACCGUUUAGCUGGCUGUAUGACGAUUACACAUUUGGGCGUUAAAUGUAUUCAUACAUGAGUAACAUAAUGGAAAAAUACUUAAUCUAAAUGAACUGAUUUUCAAUAUGUUCAUUAUUCGCCGUUAUCCCAGUCACGUGACUUUCAUAUCUUUCUUUCCUUUGAUUUACAUUGCCUGUUUACACGACUUUAGAACUACAGAUCCUCUGAAGUGAUUGCAGUCGACUUUUCAAGUGUCUGGAUCCAUCUGAAAUUUAAAUAUAUUUCUCGUUCUGUGGUCACAAUUUAGCCCUGUGCAUCCACUUUUUCGGUCUGCUCAUUAUCAUCCAACAUUUCACAAACCGAUGCAUUUCGUCACCUUCUCGCUCCGAUCAUCAACUGCAUCCUACUGCCAUCCUCGGGAAGAACUAUCGUACCUUAAGGGGAUAAACUGUCGUACCUUUCAUCAUUAUAAGUGAAAGGUCUCGUACAUUUUUUUUAUACGUCAAACAUCUCGCGUGCCCGUCGGUUAAGUAUCAGCUAACGUGUCCGUGCUCUUAUCUUGCGAGGUACUACAGUCAGCUGAGAAACGGCAAAAGAAGUUCGCAAAAAAAAAACUGUGUAUGUAAGUAUGAUAGUACUAUGCUCAAGUUCCCCAAUGAAAACCAAGUGUUUGUGCUUUUUUUUUUAAGCGUCUGCCGUCUUUCUUUUCAUUCUAGAGCCGGCUCUUGGAAUGAUAUCGAAGAAACCAGCUUAGAAAGUCAAAUAUUAUUAUCUGAAACGCUCAAUAUAUAUAUAGCGUCGAAUGACGUGAAAUCAUAGCUUAGAAGAGUUAACGAAGUGUAAAUACGUCGAGAAAAACGUUGCUUAUUUUUCCAGAUAUUGUUUGACAUGACGAACUGUUUGGUGUUCAAGGGUAAGUGGCGAUACUUUCAGAAUUUAGGGGUAAAUACAGAACAAAUGAGUAUAAUUAAAAAAAAAACUACUACACAUUGUGAAUACGCUAUAGAUACGUGUGUAAACUGAUUUCUGUGUAUCCGUGUGUACAUAUGAUAAGAACACUCGAAUCAUACACACACAUAAUACGACGCAAAUGUGAGUGUUUCCGUAUAAAGUGUGUGUGUUUUUAGACACAUGCAUACGCAAACACACACACACAUAAACUUCAGUGUAAAUAAUAAAAGCCAUAAUUUCAACAUUAACUGACGAAUAACGCAGGCCAUCUGCAGACUAUGUUUACUGGUAGACACACCGCUAUGUAAAAAGAAUAUCUAGUGAUAUAUUUUUUGAUAAACAUGAGGAUAUUACUUUUCGAACUAGGCUUAAGGACACCCUGUAAAUAUUUCACUCUAUUUCGUGUGCGUAAUGUUUUUAAGUGUUUGUACAACGUUUAACAAGUCGUAAUGUCAAGCCACAGAUGAUUAUUCAGCGAACAUGCAUCACGUUACACUUCAGACAGACGAAGGCAUUUUUAUCGUUUUGUAUCGACAGUGAUGUUUGGGUAGAAUAAUAAAUUGUCUGUUUCAGAGUCCCGAUAUGUUUGUGCAAUUAGGUUGAUAUAAUAUUAUCGUUUAUAUUUCCCUAUGUUUUACCUGAUAUCUACACUGUACUUUAAGGCACAUGAAACGGCAAUACGUCAACAUUUUAAUACACACUCCCAGAU
Messenger RNA from Macrobrachium nipponense, 4180 nucleotides. Its product is annotated as basement membrane-specific heparan sulfate proteoglycan core protein-like. The record is from RefSeq and is a predicted model, not a curated record. Gene Ontology annotation, cellular component: neuron projection membrane. Gene Ontology annotation, biological process: synapse organization. Lineage: Eukaryota; Metazoa; Arthropoda; Malacostraca; Decapoda; Palaemonidae.